This is a messenger RNA of Cooperia oncophora, 390 nucleotides long. NCBI's taxonomy places the organism in Eukaryota, Metazoa, Nematoda, Chromadorea, Rhabditida, Trichostrongylidae. The record is from the annotation of a GenBank genome assembly.
AUGUGCAGAAACUUCUCACCAAGUAUUGCUAUUCCUCUACUAUGCGGUCAUUAUAUCUCAUACAGGUUCACCGACUGGACAAAGAUAAUUCUCUUUCUUGAAACAUGGCGGUCACAUGGAGCCAGCCAUGUUUUCAUGUAUUAUCAUUCGUCUACUGAAGAAGUUCGGCAUUUGUUGCGAAAUUACGAGAAAGAGGGUUUUGUGACGGUGAUCAAAUGGCCGUUGCUUCCACAGUCUUCCACCGUUGAUCCAAAUCGGUCGCUGUAUCGCUUGGCGCAUUCUCUCGCUCAUAAUGAUUGUGUGCUAAGAAUAGACAGCGAAUUCGGAGCGUUGGUCGACAUCGAUGAGCUCAUUGUGCCAAGGUGGGUCAUAUUCCUAGAAAAGGAAUAG